AUGUCUGACCAACAAAAGGGGCUUGCGAAAGUGAUUCUUGAGGAAUUCCCACAGAGCGAGCACCGCUUCUGUGUUCAGCACAUAUACAACAAUUUCAAGAAGAGAUUUGUCGGAGAAAAUUUCAAAGAACGUUUGUGGGAGAUAGCCGCGAGUACAACCCUUGAACAUUACUUGGACAAGAUGGAAGCUCUGCGGAUUGAGUACCCUUCAGCACAUCAAUGGCUUACUGGGGUUGCUCCCAAAGAAAAAUGGGUGAAGGCUUUUUUCUCCCCACAUACUUGUUGUGAUGUGCUACUCAACAACAUUUGUGAGACUUUUAAUUCGAAGAUUGCAUUGGCGCGAGAAAAAGCUAUUAUCAGUAUGUUGGAGGACAUCCGAACGAGUCAAAUGGAAAGGCUUCAGAUCAGAGGCCAGUGGAUCAAAAGCUACAAUCACGCAGUCCCUCCUGUUAUCAAGGAGAUUGUUGACAAGUGGUACGCAGUCCCUUCAUGGCGAGCUACAUGGAAUGGAGAUACUUCGUACCAAGUAUCAGGGCCGUCUGGGCAAUAUGUUGUGAACAUGCGCGAUUUUACAUGCUCUUGCAGACUAUGGCAGCUAACAGGGAUUCCAUGUACUCAUGCCAUCGCAACAAUCAACAAGAACGGCGAGGAUGUCAUGCGAUACGUCUCCCGCUAUUAUCUGAAGUCCACAAUGACGAUGCUAUACGAGAAUGUCCUUUACCCAAUUAAUGGGGUUGACAACUGGCCCAAGAGUUGUGAUGGUGCAUUGGAACUGGCUCCUCCUAGGACAAAGCGACAGCGUGGACGACCGAAGAAAUUGAGGCGUGAGGAGCCCCAGAUUCGUCUUCAUGCGGACGGAGGUGAGUCACUGCGACGAACCUUCAUCAUGAGAUGUCGCCGCUGCGGCCAAGAAGGGCAUAACAGGAGGACUUGCACCAAUGAUCCACGGACAGAUGCUCGUGCUGAAGUUGGGGAGAGUUCGCAUCAAACUGGGUCGCGUACGACGGAUACGAGGGGGAGUAACUUGCCCAAAGCGGAUCGCCGAAGCCAAGAGCCUAAUGUUGCCGAUUCGGGACCUAGCACUAGGGCCGCCAGAACAAGGGCCAGGUCUCAGCCUCAGCGUUGUGGCCGCCGCGGUGAUCAAGAUUGA
Messenger RNA from Salvia hispanica, 1149 nucleotides. The record is from RefSeq and is a predicted model, not a curated record. NCBI's taxonomy places the organism in Eukaryota, Viridiplantae, Streptophyta, Magnoliopsida, Lamiales, Lamiaceae.